This is a messenger RNA of Gongylonema pulchrum, 252 nucleotides long. Lineage: Eukaryota; Metazoa; Nematoda; Chromadorea; Rhabditida; Gongylonematidae. The record is from the annotation of a GenBank genome assembly.
AUGCUUCAUUUUUUCGGCGGCCUCUGGAUAGCGUUGGUUCUAACAGAAGGAUCCGAUGAUCAUUUUGUUUGUGAAAUGGGAAAUUUUAGAUUGAACAUCAGGAUGAACUAUGAUCAUUUGCGGGUAAUUCUGGAUGAGAAGGAAACAAUUCUCGACAUUUAUUUCCCUUUCAGAGUGGACUAUGAAAAUGUGAAAGUGAAACUUAUGGCUGAUCACAAUGAGCUGCAUUUUUUUGCGCCUGUUAUCUGGUGA